AUGAAUCGUGCAAGUUCUUUGGCUUCACAACUUGCCGUUGUAAUUCAUCGUCGGAAAUUCGGUGGCCGGUUUUCUAUAUUGAAUAGGCCAGAUAAAUACAAUGCCUUAAAUUUGGAAAUGGUUAGGAGUAUUACACCACAGCUACAGGCGUGGAAUGAGUCAAAUCUAUGUAAAGUUAUUAUACUUAAAGCGACCGGGGCUAAGGCCUUUUGCGCAGGAGGUGACGUGAGAGAAGAAUACCAAUUAAAUCAUCUUUUGGCAACUCUAGAUAAACCAUUUGUUGCAUUGAUGAAUGGGAUAACAAUGGGUGGGGGCGUUGGACUUUCUGUUCACGUGCCAUUUCGCAUAGCAACCGAAAACACCAUAUUUGCUAUGCCUGAAACACAAAUCGGAUUUUUUCCUGAUGUUGGUGGAUCAUUCUUCCUGCCAAGGAUGGAUGGUGCGACAGGAACUUAUUUAGCGCUGACAGGAACGCGAUUAAAAGGGAUCGAUGUUUUUCAAUCUGGAGUUGCUACACAUUAUAUACCCUCUGAGCGUCUUCCUCACUUGGAAGAACGACUAUGUGAAUUAGAAAGUGAUGAUCACGAAGUAAUAAACGCGGCUAUUGAAGAUUUUGUCGCAGAACCUGAUAAAGAAAUGCGGUAUUCGCUUUUUGGCGAUAUUCGAAGUGCUAUUGACCGUCUUAAUACUGUCGAGGAAAUAAUUGCCGCACUGGAAAAAGAGAAUACUCCCUGGGCACAAGAAACCAGAGAUACUAUUUUGAAAAUGUCGCCUACUAGUUUAAAGGUUACAUUACAUUUAAUGCGUGUCGGAAAGAAACUCAGUAUCGCUGAUUGUUUUAGCAUGGAGUACCGAUUAGCUCAAAAAUUUUUGGAAAAAUCGGACUUUGCAGAAGGAGUAACUGCGCGCCUUAUAGAAAAACGAGACAACCCAAGCUGGAGUCCACCAACGCUAGAACAAAUAUCCAAUGCCGAAAUCGAAAACUUUUAUUUCAAAUCACCCGCACACUCGGAUAUUCUAAACCUACUAAACCCGCGCACAUUUCUCCAAUACCCACACGCGAAAUUCGGUCUGCCAACCGAAUCAGAUAUUAAAAAAGUCGUCACUGGGCAGAAUCGCGAUGUUGGUCCAUUGGCAAUGACCAAAAAAGAGAUUGUGGAUUUCUUUUUGAAGGAUCGAAAGGGAAAGAUUGGGACUCGUGAAAAGGUGAUUGAAGUGUUAGACCGAAAGACGAGGAGCGCUAAUGAUGGGAGUGAGUAUGUUCGGUGGGUUAAUCAUGACGAUGUUUUUGAUAAUGAUACAGAACAAAGGUAA
This is a messenger RNA of Ambispora gerdemannii, 1314 nucleotides long. The record is from the annotation of a GenBank genome assembly. NCBI's taxonomy places the organism in Eukaryota, Fungi, Glomeromycota, Glomeromycetes, Archaeosporales, Ambisporaceae.